CAUCAAUAGAAUGAAGAAGAAACAAAACCUUUGGGUUUAUAAACCUAGGCUUAAGCCCCUCCCUGAAACUCCCACUAAACCCUCGGCAAAAUCAGAGACCGUCAACAUUUCAGCAUAAGCUUCCUCAAUUCCGGGCUUUUAGAAACCACAGAGAGAGAUUGAGAAAUGGGGUUACGGUCAAAAGGGUUGGUGAAGAAGGGGAUAAUGGGGUUGGGAGACAUGGGUUUCAACACUAGAGUCGGAGCCAUUAAUUGGUUCCCCGGCCACAUGGCUGCCGCCACACGCACCAUCCACGACCGCCUCAAGUUCGCCGACUUCGUCAUCGAGGUCCGGGACGCUCGUAUUCCACUGUCCUCUGCCAACCAAGACCUCCAGCCCCAGCUCCGUGCCAAACGCUCCCUCAUUGUCCUCAACAAGAAGGACCUCACCAAUCCCAACAUCAUGCAAAAAUGUACUCGAUUUUUUGAAUCCUCCAAGCAAGAUUGCCUUCCCAUCAAUGCACAUAGCAGGAGUUCGGUUUCUAAGCUUCUUGAGCUGGUGGAGUAUAAGCUGAAGGAAGCGAUUUCGAGGGAACCUACUAUGCUUGUUAUGGUUGUUGGUGUUCCUCAUGUUGGGAAAUCAGCUCUAAUCAAUAAUAUUCAUCGGAUUGCAUCCUCUCGCUUUCCCGGUCAGAGUGGUUGUGUUUCUUUCCUAGUUCAGGGGAAGAUGAAGCACGCUACGGUAGGUCCAUUGCCUGGUGUUACUCAGGACAUUGCUGGAUUCAAGAUUGCUCAUCAGCCUAGCAUAUAUGUUCUCGAUACUCCAGGUGUGUUGGUUCCAAGUAUCCCAAACAUAGAGACGGGGUUAAAGCAAGCUCUUGCAGAUGGAGAGAGGAUCAAAUGUUUGAAUAUUCUACGCCUAUUUAUGUAGUUGAAGAUCCAUAUUGAAUGAAAUUCUGAUUAGGAUCUAUUAAGGACUCCGUGGUAAGGGAGGAUCGAAUUGCGAAUUGCUCAAUAUUUACUUGCAGUUCUAAAUUCAAGAGGGACACCUUUUCACUGGAAGAACUCUAAAAAUAUGAGAAUGGAAGGGAUUCAAUAUGAAGCCGAAGACAAAAUUGAUUACAGUCCUAAGAACCUUCUACCUAAUAGAAGGAAGGUGCCAAAUAAGUCUGAUGUGCUGUACAUUGAGGUAACGGAUAUUACUGUAGUUUUGUCUGUCUUUCCAUAGAGCAAAUUUUAAUGGUGAUAAUGUCAAACUUCCUAUGCUUAGUCACUUUGUUUGAACAACAACAGAAGAACAUACUUUCUGGAAACAUACAGAGAUUUUUUUAUAUUUUUUAUUUAUAUUUCAUAAACCUGGUACUAGUUUUCUGA
Molecule: messenger RNA, 1352 nt
Organism: Malus domestica (apple)
Lineage: Eukaryota; Viridiplantae; Streptophyta; Magnoliopsida; Rosales; Rosaceae
Source: RefSeq, a predicted model, not a curated record